GGCGCCGACGCGGACGAGGAAGCGACGAGGCAGCGCCGGCGCGGGACGGCGCCCAUGGCCUGAGCGCGGCGAGGGACUAUGCCACCCACCGGCGGCCGCCGCAGCCCAGGCCAUGGCCGGACCCGGCGCGGCGCUGGUGCUCCACGUGCUGCUGGGCUUUCUGCCCCGGGGCGUCACCACCAUCAAGUGCUCCGGGCACGUGUGGAUAGAGCCGGCCCCGGUGGUGCCCAUGGGCUGCAACAUCUCCAUAAACUGCCUCUCCACCCUGCGCUGCCAGCGGGCCGCCUACUCCAUCCUGCUCAACUACACGCCGGCCGCCGGCGUGCUGCGGCCCGUCAACAGCACCACCUUCCAGCUCCAGCUGCAGGACCUGCGCGAGCCCAACUGGAUCGUCACCUGCCUGGCCAGGUGUCCCAACAGCGACAAGAAGGAGCUGGUGUGCGGCACGCAAGUCUUGGCCGGGUACCCGCCGGAGAGCCCCAGCAACCUGAGCUGCGCCGUGCACGAGCGCUCGGAGCGGCUGGCGUGCACGUGGGACGCGGGCAAGCCCACCCACCUGCCCACCCGCUACGCGCUGCACCUGCGCAGCGUGCAGACGGAGGAGGAGGUGGUGUUCGCCGCGGGGCCGGCCCUCGCCGUGCCGCUGAGUGCCCUGCGCGGCGGCAGCCGCUACGCCGCGUGGCUCCGGGCCAGCAACGAGCUGGGCACGGCCCGCUCGCCCCAGCGCCUCCUCGACCUGCAGCAGCUAGUCAUCCCCGCCCUGCCCAUCAUCGCCGGCGUGGAGACGACGGAGGCCUCUCCCCCGAGCACCAUCGUGCACUGGAAGCAGCAGACGCGGCAGAAGGACGUGUGCUGCGAGGAGCGGCACCGGGCGGCGGGCGCCGCGGAGUGGCACGUGCGGGCAUGGGCCUGGGGGCCGGGGCCCCGCAUGCCCUACGCCCUGGACGGCGGCACCCGCUACGAGUUCCAGGUGAGGUGCCGGCUCGGCGCCGCCGGCAGCCCCUGGAGCGCCUGGAGCAGCCCCUUCCUCUACACCACCCCCGAGGCGGCCCCCGCGGCAGCGCCCGACGUGUGGCGGCGCCUGGGCCCGGCCUUCCCGAACGGCAGCCGCGAGGUGACGGUCUUGAUCGAGCCGCUGCCGCCCCACGCGGCCCACGGGAGGAUCCUGGGCUACGUGGUGUCCGGGCAGAGCCGGGCGGCGGUGCCCCCCCUCUGCAACACCUCCGCCACCGCCUGCCGUCUCCUGGUGCCCCCGGGCGUCCGCGCGCUCUACGUCACCGCUUACAACGCCAAGGGCGCCUCCGGCCCCGCCAGCAUCGCCCUCGCCCACCACCUCGCCGGGGACCGAGAGUUCCCGGCCCCCGCCGCCGUGCAGGUCCGGCGCGAGGACGGCAGCCGGGUGGCCGUGACGUGGCGGCGGCCGCGGCGCAGCGCGAAGCCCCUGCUGUGGUUCGUCCUGGAAAGUCUGUCUGCAGCUCCGUACGGCCAGGAGCACCGAUUUUUUUGGAAGAAAGUCCCGAAGCAGGACACGCUCGCAUACAUCCAGGAAGAGGCAGCAGCGGGCAGCCAUAUCAACGUGUCGGUGUACGCAGUCUACCCAGAUGGCGUAAGCAAACCGUGCUCUGGCCAAGUCUUUCCAGAGGAACAGUUCUUGGACAGCACCUACAGUCAGAUUUCCUAUGAUGAUGACAUUGGAGGUUUUUUGGGACUGGGUGUCAGUGUGGUCGUAUUAUCAGUUGUUUUUGUAAUUCUGAUGUUUAAAAAGUCAGCUAGAAAAAGAAUUAGCACAAUAAUUGUGCCGCUAAUGCCAAAGUGGCUGCUUGAAGACUUCCCCCACAUGGAGAACAGCAAUGUGAUAAAGUCACUCCAGGAAAAGAGUGAAUUCACACGUAACAAUUUCAGUGAGCCGUUCUUGGAUAACAGCGAUCCCACAGUUACGGAAAUAGAGGAGAUGCCGGUGCACGAGGAGUACAGGACCGUGGACAUCAGAAAGAAGCACAGCGAAGCAGCCCCCGAGAAGGCGGCGUGCCUGCGGAGCUCCGUGCCGGCCAGCAGCGCAGCCACCGAACUGGUCAGCGACUACAAGCCUCAGCUUUCCGACGGGAACCCGCUGGGAUACGUAGCUGCCAACUUUUAUCAAACGCAGCCCCACACCCUGGCUCCAGAACCAGAGACAAAUGUUUUCUUCAGGGAUUACACGAGUCCCGUUACUUACUUGUGGAAUGCUGAAGGAACAGAGCAGCACGCUUUUCUGCUGGAAAAGAUUAAUCUAAUUUUAAACAACAAUAGGAGUGGGCAAAACAAUGCAUUCGAUUCAGCACAGGAGGAACAAAAUACCCUUUUGGAAAGCCAAUGGGAAAAAACACUGUCUAGCGAAAACGCUCAAGAACAAACACUGGUCCCAGAUGAAUUGGUCUCUUGCUUGAGAACAAUGCAAGAAGAAUCUGUGGAUAUAAAGAUCUGUUUUCCACAAGGCAUUGGAAGAUUAUUUUGAGAAAACUUAUAAUUGCGAUAAAAAAAUGUUAUUUUAUGACCAUGGCAUAUCACCCUUUGAGAUUUCCAACAUCAGAACUGGAACAAACCUCAGAAUCAGAAAUUCACCUUCUUAAUUGACUCCAAAUAAUUUUGGAUGAGUGGAACACUUUGGCGAGUAAAUCAUUAAUGAUUUGUAAUUUUAAACUUAGCUCAUAUUCUCACAAGCAUAAGAAUGUAAAUUUGGAUUCCUAUAAGAACUGAAAUGCACAGCAGGUGAUUCUCACAGCAUAUAUUAUGCAUCAAUUAUUAUUCCAAAUCAUUCUCUUGUUAAAUAUUUGCAACAUUUCAUGCCUGGAGCUGAUUUCAUUUAGAGAUGGAUAAAAUGAUCCCUUAGAUAUUUUGGCUGAUGUGUGUAAAAUAUCUCGGGAUCCCUUACAAUGAACAGACACUACAGUGAAGAUGUUUUAGAUAUCAUACAGCAGAUGUGGAUGCCAAGGAAAUGGAAAGAAAUCUUUUCUGUAUGACAGAGUAACCAAAUUUCAUUUUCCCUCCCAUUCAGUAAUAAAAGAUACAUCAGUCAAGAACAAGCCUUCAUCACCUUGGCCUACCUUGUUGACCUAAAAUACCUGUCUAAAUUUGCCACAGGACAGAUUCUCCAUUUUUGGUUGAAGAUUUAUCGUCUUCUCGCACCCCACAUCAUAUCAGCCUGUCAGAGUUUCAGCUCGGCUGGUCCGCGUGAAGUGGGACAAGGCGCAGAGAAGCGGCAUUUAUUAGGCACAUGCCAGGGACCUGGGUUCAUUUGAAACCCAGAUAAUGAAAUACAGGAAUUUCCUUCCUGCUGAGUGCUCUUGAAAUCUUACCGUUUAAAAGUCUGCCCGGGAUGUCAGAGGUGGUCUCACCAAAUGUUCCCGAAGCAACCAGAAACUCGCUGGACAUGGCAGAUGUUGGAUUAUGUGUCUAGCACUUAUUUCACUUAACAAACCCAAACCUUUUUUUUAAGGAAACAACCUAAAAUGCUUUUAAGGAAUAUAAGCACGGAGGAGGUUUACUAUACUCUGUAAAAUGUCUGAGCAUCCUAUUGCAGACUGUUCUCCAUAACGUUUGUCCUACCAGUCCUUUCUUCCCACGCCGCAGGUUAGAGCAGAGACUGGCUUUUUGUGUUCGGGGGCCGUGGGAAGAUGAGGUAAGGCGGUGUGAAUGCGGUACCGCACAGCCGUCACUGCGCGGCUGCCCCGGGAGAGCUCGCCGCAGGGCGUGGGGAGGGCGCGGGAGGCCCCCGAGCCACCCGGGGCCACCCCUUUGGUGGUGAUGAGCCGCACUCAGGCACCGCAGCAACACCACGAAUAAAACGUGUGUUUGUUCCGCCUGAAGUGGAAAGUUGGUGGGGGGUCUGCAGCACCGCGUGGAAACUCUGCAAGGAAAAGCUACCGCUCGAGGAACGCCGCUAGCGACCCAGCUGCAGAUCCCCGGAGCAACCUGCCGCGAGCCGCGCGUUACCUCGCCUGGCAUCCAGCGACGAGCGCACGACUCCCAUCGGCUCCAGCGCGCGGGACAGGAUGCUCCAAUACUCUGCUCUGGAAGAGGAGAUGCAUUAACAGCUCAUACUGGCCUAUGGGUCUGAGCCUCCAUUUACAAUUAGCAGCACAGAGGAACCUGGGAACUAUCGACCCGCACGCGUGACUGUCGCUCAGCGAGGCGUUUGUGUAUUUUAUGCAGUUCUGUGUAACUGAAUUGGCUGUGCAUGUUGUAGGGAACAUAUCUUGUAACAACGACAGUAGUCAUCACCACAUGGAAAGGAAAUAGGCUCAUCUGACUGCACAUCACCAAUUCAAAAUCUGUACAAUAGCAGAAGACUCAACAAUUUUUUGUGAGACUUAAAAACUACGAAGUUAAUAUAAAUGAGCUAUCUGUCAUUGGCAAUCUAGAAUUACCCUUUAUUAUUACUACAGAUUUUUUUUGCAGUAGGACCUAUAAACCUGGAGAUUAUAAUCUUUCUUCCAAAUUUUGCUAGGCACUGUAUGCUUUUCUCUAACACCUGUUGCAUAAAUUGAUCAAUUUUGUCAUUUACUCCUAGAUACCUUCAAACUAAAACACUUGUGUGCUG
Messenger RNA from Dromaius novaehollandiae (emu), 4579 nucleotides. RefSeq names its product interleukin 23 receptor (gene IL23R). Bases 113 to 2494 code for a protein of 793 amino acids. Gene Ontology annotation, molecular function: protein binding; cytokine receptor activity. Lineage: Eukaryota; Metazoa; Chordata; Aves; Casuariiformes; Dromaiidae. The record is from RefSeq and is a predicted model, not a curated record. Gene Ontology annotation, cellular component: membrane. The transcript has 15 exons.